This is a messenger RNA of Adineta steineri, 6213 nucleotides long. The record is from the annotation of a GenBank genome assembly. NCBI's taxonomy places the organism in Eukaryota, Metazoa, Rotifera, Eurotatoria, Adinetida, Adinetidae.
AUGUCGACAUCCACAAAAACAGCGCGGCCAAAAAUAAAACAUAAAUCUAUAAUAUCUCAAAAACAAACAACAUCAUGUGUCUUAUCGGAUUUUUCUGAUUCAUCUGAAACUUGUAAUUGUAUUAAAGAUUUAUCGAUAGUUAUCGAUGAUAGAGAAUCUACCUUUUCGCAACAGCCUUCAUCAUUAGAACUACAUUAUCCUGUAUUUACUAUUGCUGUUGGAAUAUUUGAUAUUCUUAUGCUCUUUGUUGUAUACAUUGUUCAAGAAGGAACGACGAUAACGUCUGAUACAUGGAUUGUUAUGGGCUCUAAAUAUGUUCCUUGUAUGAAACCACUUUAUUCUACAUCAGAACAAGAAAUGUAUAAUACUCAAUUAAAAUCUCAAUGUCGACCAUUUCUAUUUCCUUAUCAAUUUUUUCGUUUUGUUACUCCGAUAUUUCUUCAUGGAGAUGGUACACACCUUUUAAGUAAUCUUAUUUAUCAAGCGUUAGUUGGGACUCUUUUGGAAGGAAAAUAUAGUAUGAAAAAAUUAGGAAUAUGUUAUAUUCUAUUUGGCUCUAGUGGUAAUAUUAUGAGUGCUUUGUGUAAUCCAAGGAGCAUAUCUGUGGGUGCAUCUGGUGCUGUUUAUGGUCUUUUACUCUUCUGUAUUAUUGAUAAUACUUUGCGAAUUUUUCCUACUAAUAAUAUUCAAGAGAAAAGUAAUCGAUUUUUCAUUACAUUUCUAUCUAUACCAUAUUUUAUAUGGAGUAUAUGUUUUGAUGUUGAUGGAUCGGGUCGUACUGAUCAUGCAGCACAUAUUGGUGGUGCAGUUAUGGGUAUUUUAAUAGCUGUAUAUUUAUGUGAUAUGCCAGAAUGUUUAACAAUCAGUUCUACUACUGCAUAUUCAAAGGAAUGUGCGAUUGGACCUACACAUUGGUGUAAAUCAUUUGAAAAUGCAGAAGAUUGUGGAGCAAUACGUCAUUGCACCGAUACAGCUUGGGUUAACGACAAUAAAUACGCAUCAAUUGAAUCAUCAACAACAUGCAAAUGGUGCCAAAAAAUUCUUGAAAAUACUUACAAUGGAAUACAAAAUUUAGUCAAUGAUGAAAAUGUAAUUGUAACUAAAUUGGCUGAGGGAUGUAAAUUAUUAUCAUCAAAUGAUUUCUCAUCCAAAUGUACGAACAUAAUCAAUACUUAUGGAACAUCAGUUACUUCAUUGAUGAAGAAUAAACGUUAUGCAACAAUAUGUCGUUUAAUGAGUAUUUGUUCAAGUGAACCGACUAUUGAAAAUCCACCAGUGAUUGUUGGACAAAAACGUUGUACAUGGGGUCCAUCAUAUUGGUGUUCAUCAUUAAGUAAUUCACGUGAAUGUGCUGCAACUGUUCAUUGUUCAAAUAAAGUAUGGUCACAACAAGCAAUUGAAAAGAAGAAAAAUGACAAUAUCUGUCAAUAUUGCGAAUUUGUUAUCGGAAAAUUACGUUCUUUUAUAAAUGAUAAUACAACAGAGAUUAAUGUAGAGAAAUGGUUAUCCGGUGCUUGUUCAAUGUUACAAACAAAAGAUGCAGUUGAUAAAUGUGUACAAAUGAUGAGUAAAUAUGCAGAUGAAAUUCUGGUUUUAAUCAAGAAUAAAAUUGAUGCUGGUAUAAUUUGUCAUUUGGGAGAAAUGUGUAACGAGGCAACAAUUGUCGUACGUGUUACACCUGAUGAAAAUCAACUGAAAGAUGUUGCUGAUGGUCAAGUUGAAAAGCAACUGAAAGACGUUGGUGGUGGUCAAGUUGAAAAGCAACUGAUAGAACUUGGUGGUGGUCAAGUUGAAAAGCAACUGAUAGAACUUGGUGGUGGUCAAGUUGAAAAGCAACUGAUAGAACUUGGUGGUGGUCAAGUUGAAAAGCAAUUGAAAGAAGUUGGUGGUGGUCAAGUUGAAAAGCAACUGAAAGAAGUUGGUGGUGGUCAAGUUGAAAAGCAACUGAUAGAACUUGGUGGUGGUCAAGUUGAAAAGCAAUUGAAAGACGUUGGUGGUGGUCAAGUUGAAAAACAAUCGAAAGAAGUUGUUGUUGAUGAUGAAAAAUCAAGAAUGUUAUGUAAUAUUAUUGUUCGUGCUACAUAUGACCUUCUUACUAAUCAACAGAAAACUCAACAUGAAAUUCACACAUUUUUGAAAGAUGAUUGUCAAAAAUUAUCGUCAUCUGAACUUAUACAAAAAUGUGGAGAUUUAGUUGAUCAACGUGGUGACGGUAUUUACAUAGAUGUACUUAAAAAAAAGGAAUUAUCAAAAAUCUGUGAUCAUUCUAGUGAUUCUGAUGUAGCUCAAUCCAUUUCACAAACUCCUUGUGAUAUAUGUACAUUCGUUUUAGCAACAGUUAAAUACAUGCUCAAUGCUAAACAUCCAGAAGAUAAAGUUCUUCUGUAUAUUGAUGAACAUUUAUGUUCAGAUUUACAUGGUGAAAUUCAAACAAAUUGUAAAUACAUGAUAAAAACAAACGGAGACGAUCUCAUUAAGAAUAUCCAACAUAAAACUAAACCAAUACUUCUUUGUACUUAUUUUCAAGUUUGUAUGGAUAAAAUUAGUGAUGGAACAUUUCCAGUACAAAAAAGUGAAAUGCGUUCAUUUCUCAAAGAAAGUAUUUGUGAUCAACUUGGUCCAUUUGAAGAAUCAUGUCAUGCAUUAAUGGAAACAGAUACGAAUCGUCUUCUGAAAACAUUUGUUAAUGAUAUCAAUGGUGAUGUUCUUUGUCAAAUGUUUGGAAUAUGUCCAAUGAAAAUGUCAUUUAUUGAUAAUUUAUCGAUUAAAGAUGAUACAAAUAAAUGCAAACGUUGUAUCGAUGAUUUCACACGACGAAAACAUAUUGCUGAAAAACUUCUGAAUCAUUCAUCAGAAUUUCUUCAUCAUUUCUGUGGACAAUUACCUCAAGAAGAUGAAUGUAUUAAAUCAGUUGAUGAAUCGAUAAAUAAAUUGGUUGAUUUUAUUCGAUCAUUAGAUCCACAAGGUAUUUGUAUUGAAUUAAAAAUGUGUGAUCAAACAUUACUAGAAAAAAUUCAACCACUUCAAAUAAGUUCAUCAGAUAAUAUCAUAAGUCAAGAAAUGACUAUAUAUAUUAAACACGAAAUCUGCGCAAGACUUGGACCAUUAUCCAAAUUAUGUACUCAAAUAAUAGAUUCAGAAGGUGAAAAUUUGUUUACUAAGAUUUCUAAAACUAUUGAUCCACAUCAAGUAUGUUCUAUACUUAAUAUAUGCCCGACAACUAAAUCAUUUGAAAAUUGUAAUGAUAAAUGUGAAUGUUGUGUAUCUAAACUUGAAGAUUAUCAAAUACGAUUAGCUUCAUUUUUACAAACAAUGCUUACGACAGCAAGAGCUCUAUGUGAUCGUAUGACAGAUGCUGACGACUGUCAUCAAGCCGCCACUGAAUUUGAAACGACUAUUAAUAAAAUAAUUAAUAGUUUUAAUGCCAAACAAAUUUGUCAAACAUUAUCACAUUGUUCAGCAGUUUCUACAGGAGACGCUAUCAAUGGUGAUAAAUGUACAAGUUGUAAAAAUCAAUUAAAUAUUCGUCAAAAUAAUUUCCGUGCUAUAAUCGAUGAAACAACUGGUCAUUUUCUUUCAUUUUGUACCAGUGAUGAUUGUCGUAUAUUUGUUGAAUUACUAAAGCAACAAAAAUUAUUAACUAAAAUAGAUGAAAUAAAUCCCUUGACAGUUUGUCAAAAUUCAGGUUUCUGUUCAUCGUUAUCGUCAGAACAAUCGGUACAAUUUUUUUCUGAUUUAAUGGCAAAUACUUUUUCGAACUUUGAAUUACCCGAUGAUAUUUGUUCAAAUUUUGGAGAUUUGAAAACUAUCUGUACAUAUUUAUUAACAUCAAAACAAAGCGCUCGUUAUAGCAAUAUCUAUAUGGCAUUUGUUAAAAAUAAUCUUACUAUAAUUGAUGAAGAUUUACGUGCACAAAGCACGGAUUCUUGUGAUACAUGUAAAAAUGCUGUUCAAUCAUCCAAAGAUUUUUGGUUAAAUACAUUAGAAUCAAUUCGUGAUGUUUUCUUACAAACAUGUGACCAUUGUCCAGAAGAAGAUCAAUGUCGAAAUUUUUAUAAUCAACGAUAUGAUAAUCUUAAAUCGUAUUUAGAUAAUAUCAAUCCUGAACAAUUCUGUCAAAAAACUCAUAUUUGUUCAUCAAUUGCAUUAUCGAAUACAUGUUCAAGAUGUGUUGAACGUUUCCAAAUGAGAAAAGAUGGAAUUUUACAAGGUAUUGAUCGAGUUGCAGGACAUUUCAUUGAUCUUUGUCAACGACAUGCUGAAAAACAAUGUCAAAUAUAUGUUAAACAUGUACAUGAUUUAUUACAAAAAUCAAUAGAAAAAUUCAAUCCAAAAGAAACUUGUAGUAUCAUUGGUUUUUGUACUAAGGAUGGCAAUGACAAUACACUAGAUUUCGAUGAAUAUGAAAAAAAUUUACAAGAAGAAAUUGAGAAAAAUAUUUGUUCAUCAUUGGGUUCAUACGAACCAUUAUGUAAAAACGUUAUUCAAGGAAAUACAAAAGAAAUACAAGCAUUAAAGAUCAAUUAUGAUAUUACAGAUGUAUUGAAAAUUGGAGAAGACUUAACGGAAAAUUUAGUGAAUGAUGAAGAACAUGUUGCAUGUCGCAAAUGUAAAUGUCGAUGUUGUGCUUUUCGAGUUGGUCAACGAAAACGUCGUUUACAGUUCAAAGGCAAUCAUGUAUUUUCCGCUUUAAUUCGUUCAUGCGAUCAUUGUCCAGCUAAACAACAAUGUCGUAAACAUUGGCAUAUGGCUAAAGCUCGAUUUGAUUGUCAUAUUGAUAAAAUAAAUCCUAAACGAGUUUGCACACAUCUUGGUUUUUGUAAUAAAACAUUAAUCGAUGAUAAUACAGAAGAAAUUUCAACUAAUUGUGAAAAAACAAUUGUAUCAGAAGUAAAAGAAAUUCAACAAAUUGAUACUUCUAAUUCAACAUGUAUUUUAUGUGAAUAUGUUAUGAAUAUUCUUUCUAAUUAUAUUCAUAGUCAAUCAACCGAAGAAGAAAUUGAACAAAGUUUAAAACAAAUUUGUAAUCAAUUACCAUCAAUCCUUCAUAAUCAAUGUCAAGAUUAUAUUGAUAAUUAUGGUCCAGCGAUUAUUGCAAUACUUCUUCGUGAAUUUGAUGUCUCAACAAUCUGUCAUAAACUUAAUUUAUGUACAAAUCAAAUGAAAAUCGAUAUUACACAUAUAAUGAAAGCCGAUGUGAAGACAUGUAGUAUUUGUAAUUAUAUCUCAACAAAUCUUUAUUUAGCUUCUCAACGUAAUUCAAAUGAAAAAUCUUUUCAACAUGCUUUAUCAACUGUUUGUUCAUAUUUAACUGAGGAAGAAAAUUCGAAAUGUCAAAUUAUAAUUCAAUUAUUUUCUUCAAAUAUAAAACAAUUAGAUUUAAAUCCAACUAAUAGUUUCUGUAAACAAUUAUCAAUAUGUGAAACACCAAUGAUUGAAUUAAAACCAGCUGUUAUAUUAGAUACAAAAGAUAAAAUUGAAUCAAAUAUUAACGAAGAAAAAAAAUCUUCUUCUAUGGAAAAUUUAAAUUUAGCACCAAAAUGUACAUUAUGUCAUUAUGUUAUUUCAUAUUUGGAUGCAGUUAUGAAAAAUAAUAAAUCUGAAGAAGCCUUUGAAGAAGCUUUAAAAAAAGUAUGCACUAUUUUACCAAAUAAAGAACGUGCUCAAUGUGAAGAUUUUAUUAAAACUUAUGGUUCUACUCUUGCACAAUUAAUUGCGGAUAUGGUUGAUCCAGAUACAGUUUGUCGACAACUUGGAAUGUGUCAAGAUUCUUUAGUACAUGAUCUAUAUGAACAAACACCAUAUACAUGUACUAUUUGCCAUUUUAUUGUUACUCGAAUGAAAUUUUUUAUUGGUCUCAGUCAAAAAGAAACCGAAGUUUUUACAUCAAUUAAAGAAUCAUGUAAUUUAUAUAAUGCAGAUCAUCUUAAAAAACAAUGUAAAGAUUUUCUUGAUCAAUAUGGAGAUCAUCUUAUUCAAAUGGUUUCGACUGAUACUGAACCUAAAGUUGCAUGUCAAAAUAUUGGUAUUUGUGGUGAAACUUAUAGAAAAACAAUCGAAAUAACAAUUCCAAUUUCAUCAUCAAUAAAAGAUGAUAAAUGUGCCGCUGGUAUGAACUAUUGGUGUAAAAGUCGUGAAAAUGCUAAAUUAUGCAAUGCUGUUGACAUAUGUGAACGUGAAAUUUGGUCGAAAAACAAAGAUAUUAUUUAUUAA